ACAGUACAACAUCACCACCCACCGAGAGCACCAGCACCGUCACACCUUCCCCAGGGCACAGUGCAACAACAUCACCACCCACCGAGAGCACCAGCACCGUCACACCUUCCCCAGGGGACAGUGCAACAACAUCACCAUUUACUCCUGGCAGCACCACUGUGAUAACUACAAGGACUACUGUGUCUUCAUCAGUUUCUAGGGACAACACCACAUCUGUGACAAUUUCCACUGAGGCUAGCACAUCUUCAGCCACCUACAGUGAUUUCACCCGCUCCGUGACAACUUCUACAGAAACUUCUGCAGAGUCGACCUCUCUGAGUGUCACCACCACACCUGUGUCCACCCUGAGUCCCAGCACGCAGAGCACUGCCUCCCAAACAGCACCCCCUGUCUCCACCAGCAAGACUACGUCCACACAGAGCACCCCCACCUCAACUUCCAGUGCCUCACCAUCUACACCAAUGAUCUGUUUCAAUGGUGGGAAGUGGAAUGGAAAGGCCUGUGAGUGUCCCAGUGGCUUCGCGGGGGAUCAGUGCCAGCAGGUGGUGGGCACGUGCUGGAACGGAGGUGUCUGGGAUGGGAUCAAGUGCCUGUGCCCCGAACUCUACCAGGGGCCGAAGUGUGAGGAGGUCGUCCCAAGCAUAGAGCUGCCGGAUACCGUCUCCGCCCAGGUGGAACUGACAGUAACGGUGACCAGCGUGAAUUUCUCCGAGGAGCUGGAAGACCCAGUUUCUGAGAAGUACCAGAAUUUCGCAAAGGAAUUCACAAGACAGAUGGACUUGGUUUAUUCUGGAAUCCCUGAAUACGAAGGGGUCAACAUCACAAGGCUAUCGCGUGGUAGUGUGGUGGUGGACCAUGAAGUCCUCCUGAAGGCCAAGUACACCCCGCAAUACAACGAAGUCUUCAAGAACGUCAGCCAGAAAGUGGAGCAAAAAAUCAUAAAUGUAACCACACAGCAAAUAAGUGUAAAUAAUGUCUGUAAAUCCAUACUGUGUUUCAACACAAGUGCCACCAAGGUGCAAAAUGUAACAGUUCCCGAGUUUAAGCCUGAAGAGGAAUGCCGGCGGAAAGUUGGGCAAGACCUGGCCCACCACUUCUUUGUGGAGUAUGUGGAUGGGAAACUACACUGCAUCACGCGCUGCAUGUCUGGCUUCAACAACUCACUGAACUGUCUCAAUGGGAAGUGCCAGCUGAGGGAGGGUGGCGCUCGCUGCUACUGCCUGACCACAGACACUGAAUGGUACAGUGGGGAAACCUGUGAGUCCAGCACUAAGAAGAGUCUGGUGUACGGGCUCGUGGGGGCAGCCUGCUCACUGGUGCUGAUCAUCUUCACAGCCCUCUUGGUGUUCCUGUUCCGCUCCAGGAGAGAGGCGGAAAGGCAAAAAUCUAAAGUGACUCAAUUGUACAAGUGGCAUGAAGAGGAUGGUGGGUCAGCCCCUGGAACUUUCCAAAAUGUUGGCUUUGACAUCUGUGAAGAACAAGACGAUGCCCUCCAACUGGACUCCAUCUAUAGUAACUUCCAGCCUUCCUUGGACCACAUAGACUCUGAAACAAAGAUCAAAAUUCAGAGGCCCCAAGUGAUGAUGACAUCAAUUUAAGGCAAAGGCAGUUUUUUAUGGAGCUGUCGGGCUAUGAGUGAGGAGACCUCAGUUUCGCUAAGCUUGGUGGAACAUUCCGCAUUGAGAGCAUUCCACAGGAACCUGAGGACAAACAACACCGUACUUACCAAGAAGGAAAAGAAGAGAGACCACAGCACUGGGAAACUUAAAUAGAAACACCAUGGAAGCUCUAAUGGGCUUGUCAUGAUCUCAGGCAAGGCCCUCCUGCUCCUUUCUGGGAAGUUCUUCCUCCCACUUGUCCUUCAGCACCAAGGACAGCACCCAAAUGAGUUUGUUUACUGGGUGAUUGUUUCAACAUUGGACUGAACUUUAUGUAAAAUGCUGAUUUAAGCAUUCUCAUGAAAAACAUGUUUUUAAACACAUAGCUUUUCUCUUUGAGUAUAUAGGACUGUGAGUAUUUUUAAGGUUCUAAUUAUCUACAGGUUUAGAUUUUUGUUAUUCAAUAUAGUUGUAUAUAUUUGUAAUAAGUUGCAAUUUCAUUAAAUUUGUCAUGAUUUCCA
Molecule: messenger RNA, 2119 nt
Organism: Manis javanica (Malayan pangolin)
Lineage: Eukaryota; Metazoa; Chordata; Mammalia; Pholidota; Manidae
Gene: MUC17
Product: mucin 17, cell surface associated
Source: RefSeq, a predicted model, not a curated record